AUGAUGUCCGGUCUUUCUAUGGCUAAGCGGAAGCCUCCACCACCAAGAUUGAAUCUCAACGUGGAUCAUCAACUUCAAAGACGGCAACAACCUGGACCCCCGCCGCCGAUUCCAGAUCCGCUCGCUCCUCUACCUCCUCCUCCCGGUCCUCCGCCCCCUCCACUUUCACCUGGACCGCCCCCGCCUCCGCUUGAACCCCGUCCUCCGUCCCCGCCUCCACCUCCUCCUGAGGAACUCGUCCCUCCUCCUCCACCUCCUCCUGAGGAACUCGUCCCCCCCCCUCCUCCUGGAACACCCCGUCCACCCUCACCACCGCCGCCUCGUCCACCCUCACCACCACCACCUCGUCCGCCCUCGCCACGACCACCUCCACCUCCACCUCCACCUCCACCUCCACCUCCACCUCCGCCACCGCCGCCGCCGCCGCCUCCGGUGUAUGUGCCAGUUCCAGUUCCGACAACAGUGUUUAUUACUACAACUGUCUAUGCGACGCCUUCGGCCACAGCUGCUCCCAACGCACAGCCACUUACUCGCCUGGAUCCCGCACAAACUGUUUACAUCACCCUCACGCCUCAGAUCUUGACGGUGGGUGCUGGCAUGGUUCCUAUUCCAACCGACGACCUCAGAAAUGCCGGUGGCUCUAGAAGGCUUCAGCCGUCUGUAGUCGACAUCGGCUUCAAUCAAUCCUUCAUCGUUAUAUCCAGUGAAGCUAUCUUCGGUGGCAACUUGGCUCUUGAUAAUGGCGGUUAUGGCGUUGUGGCGCCGAGCCAGGCGACCUCAGAAGAUAGACGACGUUUGACUCACGACGUUUGA
Colletotrichum truncatum is the source of this 813-nucleotide messenger RNA. The record is from RefSeq and is a predicted model, not a curated record. Lineage: Eukaryota; Fungi; Ascomycota; Sordariomycetes; Glomerellales; Glomerellaceae.